Molecule: messenger RNA, 1413 nt
Organism: Oldenlandia corymbosa var. corymbosa
Lineage: Eukaryota; Viridiplantae; Streptophyta; Magnoliopsida; Gentianales; Rubiaceae
Source: the annotation of a GenBank genome assembly
AUGAUCCAUUACUGCAAAACAAUAGGUGCUGACGAAGGUGCUGACGAAGUAUCUAGCAUAGGAGAAGUAGCGGAAGCAUCUGACGGAGGAUCUGUCAAAGAAUUAGGACUCACCGAAGGCAAAUCACUCACCGAAGGCAAAUCAACAUGUGGAGACAUUGGAGGAAACGGAUCAACAGCGGAAUGGGUGAGAUCCACCACAUCAGGAGGAACUGUAGAAGGUUGCGAUAAUGAUCCGGUGAUUAACCAAAGAACCCCUUUGGUUCCUGUUAAACUCAGCAUUCAUCUUGGUGGUCAAACCUUGUGGGUAGAUUGUGAUCAAGGCUAUGUUAGCUCGACGUAUUGGUCUGCUAUCUGCGGAUCACCUGAAUGCAAGAUUGCUAAGCCUAACACUUGUAGCAACUGCACUUUCAAUCAUCCAAGGCCAGGUUGUAAUUUGAAUGACUGUUUAAACACCCCUGGAAAUCCUUUCAUUCACACUUUAUACGAUGGUGGUGAAAUCGCUGUUGACGCGUUAUCCAUCCAAUCCACUGAUGGAGUCAAUCCAGGACCAGUUGUUAAGGUGCCAAACUUCAUCUUCACCUGUGUUCCAUCUUUUCUAGCUGAAGGUCUUGCUAGUGGAGUUAAAGGCACUGCUGGUUUGGGAAGGAAUGAUAUAGCGCUGCCGUCCCAACUCGCUCGCGUGUUUGGAUACCCAAAGAAAUUCGCGGUAUGUUUAAGCUCUUCCACAAGUUCUAGAGGUGUUGUAAUUCUUGGGGAUGGUCCUUAUAUCAUGUUGCCAAAUAUUAACAUCUCCAAAAAAAAUCUUAUCUAUACUCCAUUGCUCAUUAACAAAGUUGGAACUGGAUAUGUGCCUUACUUAAAUGAGCCUUCAUCUGAGUACUUCAUUGGAGUAAAGGCUAUCAAUAUCAGCCGUAAAUCAGUGCCAAUCAACAAGAAACUGUUGGCCAUUGACAAGAAUGGCUUUGGUGGAACCAAAAUCAGUACUGGAAAGCCUUACACAGUUAUGCAAACUUCAAUCUACAAUGCAGUAUCAAAGGCUUUCGCUGAAGCGCUCGCUAAAGUCCCUAAGGUGCCCCCGGUAGCGCCUUUUGGUACAUGUUACAGCUCUAAAAGGAUCGGUAGCACGCGUGUCGGACCUGCUGUUCCUUCCAUUGAUCUCAUUUUGCAGACACAGAGAGUGUUGUGGAGAAUCUUUGGUGCAAACUCAACGGUGCAAGUAAACCAAGAUGUUAUCUGCCUUGGUAUUGUGGAUGGAGGUUCUAGUCCAAUGACCUCAAUCGUCAUUGGUGGUCAUCAGAUCGAAGACAAUUUACUACAGUUUGAUAUUCCAAAUUCAAGGCUUGGAUUCAGUUCUUCACUCCUGUUUCGUAAAACAACGUGUGCCAACUUCAACUUCACUUCUCGAGCUUGA